AUGGGCAGGGGGCUGCUGCAGACACAUUUCAGGAAUGCACCCCCGCCUCACGGACCCCGCCGGGACCGAGGUAGGCUGUGUCCACACUGCCCCCCCACCAUCCUCCCACGAAGAGCGCCAGCCCUGCUGCAGAGAUGUGCAAGGACAUGCAGGAGAAGCCACCCGUGGAAGGAUGCUCAGCCUGUUUAUGAAGCCAUGAGUUCACAAAGUUCUGCUGGACUAACCCAGGAGGGCUGCUGCCAAGAGAUUGGAACAUUUCACUGGAGCACAACUGCCUUUGGAGGGGGUCUUCAGGUGGAGCCUGAAAUUGUUUUCAAAGCGAUAUUUAGACCCUGGGGCUUUGUUGGGGGGGCAUGA
Messenger RNA from Rangifer tarandus platyrhynchus (Svalbard reindeer), 357 nucleotides. Lineage: Eukaryota; Metazoa; Chordata; Mammalia; Artiodactyla; Cervidae. The record is from the annotation of a GenBank genome assembly.